This is a messenger RNA of Salarias fasciatus (jewelled blenny), 1519 nucleotides long. RefSeq names its product G1/S-specific cyclin-E2-like. The transcript is spliced from 12 exons. The coding region runs from base 170 to 1273 and encodes 367 amino acids. The record is from RefSeq and is a predicted model, not a curated record. Lineage: Eukaryota; Metazoa; Chordata; Actinopteri; Blenniiformes; Blenniidae.
GUAAACUCGAAAGAGUCCCUGAAAUGAGUUAAAAACUGAAGUUUUGCAGCUGGCGGUAUUUAUUGACAUGCGCAGUGAGCGGCGGAGGCUGGUCGGCGCGAAAUGAGAGCAGCUGCAGAUUCAUUUGUGCUCCGGCUGAACUGAGGGGAAGGUAAAAGCAGUCACAGCCAUGAAGAAAAGAGGUCGCAGACACAAGAAAUCCAAGCAAGCGUCGGAGAGUCACGGCACAAUGGCGAUGCAAAAUAAGAGGAAAACUCCUCCGUGCCUGUCGAAGCUGCAGACUGAGAAGAGCCAGCUGGUUCUUGAAGCCGUGGUCACCACUCAGCACUGCGACGUCGCCGAGAGUCUGGAGAAAAUGGACUGUGGCAUGAUCGGCCAUCCCGUGGUCAUUUCAGGAGAGCUGAAGCCGUUCCUGCUGCUUCCCAGAUGGAGAGAUUCAGACCAAGUUCGACUGCAGAUGUUUGGCCACGAUUUGAAUUACAAGCACAGUGCGAACUUCCUGAAGAAGCACCCCAACGUGGCUCCAGCGAUGAGAUCGAUCCUCCUCAACUGGCUAAUUGAGGUGUGUGAAGCUUACACUCUCCAUCGGCAGACCUUCUACCUGGCUCAGGACUACUUCGACCGGUUCAUGAUGACGCAGAGUAACGUUCAGAAGGACGUACUGCAGCUGAUCGGCAUCACCUGCCUCUUUAUAGCAGCCAAGAUGGAGGAGUCUCAUCCUCCCAGGCUCCGGCAGAUGGUGUACGUGACUGCAGAUACCUACAGUGAAAAGCACAUUAUUCAGAUGGAGCUGGCCGUUUUGAAGCAUUUGCGUUGGCAGCUCACCCCUGAAACGCCGCUGUCCUGGAUGAAUUUAUUCUUCCAAUUGUCAGCGAAUAGCAACGGUUCAGAUCUGCUGGAGCGACAGUUCCCCCUGGAUUUUUAUCUGCAGAUGACGCGUCUUUUAGAUCUGUGCAUGCUGAGUAUUAACGCUCUGGACUUCAGAUAUGAAGUCUUAGCUGCUUCAGUCUUGUGCUAUUUCGUUCCUCAAGAGAGAGUUGAAGCAGUGACAGGUCUUCCGAAACACGUCAUCCAGCCGUGCGUCACCUGGAUGGCUCCUUUUGCUCAGUCGGCGAGUCGCUUUGGCAAAGAAACACUGAAAGACUUUGCGGGAAAGAAAAUAGAAGACGGACACACCAUCCAGACACACACCGACUAUCUGACGAUGCUGGAUGAAGCCAGUCAAACACCGUACUACAACCCCAGCGGCUCCGACAUCUUCACACUGAACUAAAGACAGGGUUCCGCUCUCUUUGAGGAAGACUCUUGGUCACAGGAAGGUUGAGAUAUUCAGGAGCAACUCAGUUUUUAACAUCUGAUUGUUUUAAAUCUCUGCCAAAGCUCUUUUUGUAAAGGUUUUAACUUUUUACUAGUUUGUUUUAUUAAGAGAUGAUGAAUGUGUUGAAUUUUACUGUAAAAUGGAAGUCAUUUCUAGGAAAUGUGACGUGCAAUUCUUUCAAGUAUUUAAAAAAAAAAAAAA